GCCAUUACCCUCGUGCUUCUUCAGUGGUUUGGUAAGCAUAAGUGCGAGUGAGUCUACACUGUGUUUAACGAUGGUCCAGAUCCCACAAAAAAGACGACGACUUGAAGAAACUAUGGUAAUGGACGAUAAACCAGAGGGAGCCACCCUGGAGGGCGAAGGUGAGGAUACUGCUCCUCCAGGAGAGGAAGGAAGCCACCAGGAGGGAGCCACCCUGGAGGGCGAAGGUGAGGAUACUGCUCCUCCAGGAGAGGAAGGAAGCCACCAGGAGGUAAGCAUAAGUGCGAGUGAGUCUACACUGUGUUUAACGAUGGUCCAGAUCCCACAAAAAAGACGACGACUUGAAGAAACUAUGGUAAUGGACGAUAAACCAGAGGGAGCCACCCUGGAGGGCGAAGGUGAGGAUACUGCUCCUCCAGGAGAGGAAGGAAGCCACCAGGAGGGAGCCACCCUGGAGGGCGAAGGUGAGGAUACUGCUCCUCCAGGAGAGGAAGGAAGCCACCAGGAGGGAGCCACCCUGGAGGGCGAAGGUGAGGAUACUGCUCCUCCAGGAGAGGAAGGAAGCCACCAGGAGGUAAGGCUCUAUCAAAGCUUUUUGUCAGUUUAUUAUAUAUAUGAAUAAUAUAUAUACAUGUUU
Messenger RNA from Cherax quadricarinatus, 634 nucleotides. Lineage: Eukaryota; Metazoa; Arthropoda; Malacostraca; Decapoda; Parastacidae. The record is from RefSeq and is a predicted model, not a curated record.